AAUUUUUUAAGAGUUCUAUAAAAAAAACGUUCUCUUCGUCCAAAGAGGAGAGAACCAAAACAAAACAAAAAAAAAAACAAAGGAAGGGAAAGAAGAAGAUCAAUCCAUGGACACCAUGAAGGUUGAAAUCAUUGGUAAAGAGAUCAUAAAGCCAUCUGCAAUAACUCCAACUGAUCUCCCACCUCUUCAAUUCUCUAUUAUGGAUAUAAUAAUGCCUCCUGUUUACACCGUUGCCUUUCUUUUCUACACCAAAGAUGAUUUGAUCUCCCAAGAACAAACGUCUCACACUCUCAAAACUUCCCUGUCCGAGAUCUUGACAAAAUUCCACCCUUUAGCCGGAAGAGUCAAUGGAGUCACCAUCGAGAGUAAUGACGAAGGAGCCGUCUUUGUGGAGGCACGCGUCGAUAACUGCAAUCUCUCUAGUUUUCUUAGAUCCCCAGAUACCGAGUUCCUCAAACAGUUGCUUCCUGUAGAUGACGAGCCAGCUCCUACAUGGCCCUUGCUUCUUGUGCAAGCGACCUACUUCCAAUGUGGUGGCAUGGCCAUCGGACUCUGCAUCUCCCAUAAGCUUGCCGAUGCAACCUCUCUCUCGAUUUUCUUACAGGCUUGGGCUGCCACAGCUCGAGGGGAGAGCGACUCGGUGGCCAGUCCUGACUUUGUUUCCACAAAGCUUUACCCAGCGGCAAAUGAGGCUAUUGGUAUUCCAAAAAAGGAUCAAGUAGGUAAGAGAACAAGUGUCACGAAGAGAUUUGUGUUUGUAGAAUCUAAGAUCGAAGAGCUCAGGAACAAAGUCGCUAGUGAUGUCGUGCCUCGACCCACGCGGGUCCAGAGCGUGACUUCACUUAUAUGGAAAUGUGUUGUGACUGCUUCGACAGACACAAUUCGUGAGAAAGCUCUGUUCCAACCGGCUAACUUGCGCCCCAAGAUACCCUCCCUAUUGUCUGAAAACCAAAUCGGUAACCUCUUCUUCGCCACCCUAACCUUGGAUGGAAAAGCCGGGGUGGAUAUUGUAGAAACUGUUAAGGAACUACAAAAAAGGGCCGAGGAGUUAUCCGGUUUGGUUCAACAUGAGGAAGGGUCAUCAAUGACGAUAGGUUCGAGAUUGUUUGGUGAAAUCAUUAAUUCCAAGUUUAACCACGAGGUUCAUGACAUGCAUUCUGUAACUAGCUGGUGCAAGAUUCCUCUUUAUAAGGCUUGCUUCGGGUGGGGAUCUCCGGUUUGGGUAGCUGGAUCUGUUUCUCCGAAUCUAGACGAUGUAACCGUGUUGAUCGAUUCUAAAGAUGGACAAGGAAUCGAAGCAUGGGUGACAUUGCAUCAAGAGAACAUGUUACUGUUCGAGCAGAGCACAGAACUGCUUGCCUUUGCCUCCCCAAAUCCAAGUGUAUUGAUCUAAUGACGAAAGAUGUCAAUUCCAUAUAUUACUGUUACUGUGCUAAAGUUGAUUGGAUUUAAGAUGUAACUUUCUUUUAAAUAUUUUCAAAAUGUUCUGCUU
Molecule: messenger RNA, 1492 nt
Organism: Arabidopsis lyrata subsp. lyrata
Lineage: Eukaryota; Viridiplantae; Streptophyta; Magnoliopsida; Brassicales; Brassicaceae
Product: BAHD acyltransferase At5g47980
Exons: 1
Coding region: 107-1393 (428 amino acids)
Source: RefSeq, a predicted model, not a curated record